UCUCUGCCUUUUAGUAAAUAAAUACCCUUUGCAUUGCGCGUUCGUAACCCUUUUCAAUCUCCGUCGUCCAUUGUAGAAUUUUCCGAAAUCCAUUUGUUCCAGAAAUUCUGCUCUUGCUGAUGGCGUCUCCCUCGCAAGCUAGUCUGCUUCUGCAAAAGCAGCUUAAAGAUCUAUGCAAGAACCCUGUGGAUGGAUUUUCGGCGGGUUUGAUGGACGAGAACAACCUAUUUGAAUGGAGUGUUACCAUAAUUGGACCUCCGGAUACUCUAUACGAAGGAGGUUUCUUCAAUGCUAUCAUGAGCUUUCCCCCAAAUUACCCAAACAGCCCUCCCGCAGUGAGAUUUACUUCUGAGGUUUGGCAUCCAAAUGUUUACCCAGAUGGGAAGGUUUGCAUUUCAAUACUUCAUCCACCAGGAGAUGAUCCAAAUGGUUAUGAACUUGCUAGUGAACGGUGGUCACCUGUCCACACGGUGGAGAGUAUUGUUCUAAGCAUCAUAUCUAUGCUGUCAAGUCCCAAUGAUGAGUCUCCUGCUAAUGUUGAAGCUGCUAAGAUGUGGAGAGAACAAAGGGAAGAUUUCAAGAAGAAAGUUAGCCGCUGCGUAAGAAAAUCGCAAGAAAUGCUGUAAACAGAAUCCAUCCUUCAAAAAUGGAAGAAGAGAUUCCGGUGGUACCCUACCCCUACCCUGCCCAAGAAUUUGGUAUUGUUUUUUGAGCAGUAGCAACUUGUGCAGACAAUGCAAUUUUAUGAAAAUGACCAUGAUUUCUUUUGCUUUU
This is a messenger RNA of Andrographis paniculata, 774 nucleotides long. Its product is annotated as ubiquitin-conjugating enzyme E2 7-like. Gene Ontology annotation, molecular function: ubiquitin conjugating enzyme activity. Gene Ontology annotation, biological process: protein polyubiquitination; ubiquitin-dependent protein catabolic process. The record is from RefSeq and is a predicted model, not a curated record. The coding region runs from base 120 to 626 and encodes 168 amino acids. The transcript has 6 exons. NCBI's taxonomy places the organism in Eukaryota, Viridiplantae, Streptophyta, Magnoliopsida, Lamiales, Acanthaceae.